AUGAUUUGGACUGCUUAUUCUCUUAAAAUCAAAACAAAACUCUGCCCUUCCCAAGAUGUUCUUAUCAGACUGCCGCGUCAGCUUGCGAAUAAUAUCAAACUCGCACUGGACGAAUCAGAAAAAUAUGCAUCUGGAAUCAACAACUGUUUCCGUAGCUUCAGUGGUGCGAUUAGUGUCGGAAUAGGCGCUGCAGCUUCAGUCAAUGCCGGGGGAUACGGCGUCAAAGUAAUCGUGAGUGCUGUCAACCGAUUAGGUAGUAUAAAAGACCAGGAGGAACCUAGAUGA
Botrytis sinoallii is the source of this 285-nucleotide messenger RNA. RefSeq lists its product as uncharacterized. Bases 1 to 285 code for a protein of 94 amino acids. Lineage: Eukaryota; Fungi; Ascomycota; Leotiomycetes; Helotiales; Sclerotiniaceae. The transcript has a single exon. The record is from RefSeq and is a predicted model, not a curated record.